AUGCGGUUUUUUCUUCUCUUCAUCCUCUUUGCCGUUGAAACUGUGGACAGUCGCGGAGGUCGAAGAGGAGGGAAAGGGAAGGGGAAGAGUAAUCUACAAUUUGCACAAGUAGCGGAGUUCUCACUGAUUCAUACACAACUGGCUGAUAACCGAAGUGCACAUAUAGUCACCGGAUCUCACUUCAGUCAAACGUUCCGACUCGGAUAUAAACUGAUAUUGAUAUGCAAGGCAAAAGGAGAUCCACGACCAACUAUCAAAUGGUACAAGGAAGGAGCAGAAUUACAUCCAAAACACAAUGUUCACUUUGUCCGCUCGACCUCUUUAGUAACAAAAACGAAAAGUUUUGAUGCACGUUCUUACCUAUUGGUGCUAGUGGUUAAUUUUCCCGAGCGAUGCCCUACUAAAUAA
Messenger RNA from Strongylus vulgaris, 408 nucleotides. Lineage: Eukaryota; Metazoa; Nematoda; Chromadorea; Rhabditida; Strongylidae. The record is from the annotation of a GenBank genome assembly.